UAGCUUCAUAGCAUGGAGGGUGGUAUUCGGUGAAGCGAAGUGGAACGGGAAGCGAAUCGGGUGAAAAGAGAGCAGGUUUCUUGGGGACUACCGAUUAUGGCUGACCCAACUGAGUGUCUGGGAGGGAGUGAAAAACGGAGGAAUGGACACGCGCUGCUUCUUCCCGCUUCCUGAACCCUGCCCCCUCGAGCUUCUCUAACUUCUUCCCCAUACGCAUCGUCUCUCAGUUGCUUCACACACACACAGAGAGAGAGAGAGAGAGAGAGAGAAUGGGAAACCUGCUUCAGAAAGAGCAACCCCCACCAGUCGUUCUGGUCCCUCCGUUGUUCGAUUUCCCUCCCCUCGCUGCUCGAACAAGAAUGCUGGUGCCUGCAUAUGACUUUUUGCUUGGGAAGCUUGCUAGGAGAUGUCUGUUUGAAGAGUACUUUGAAAAAGCUGGGAAUUUUACCACAAGUAUAUUGUUGAAGCCUAUAGAUGAUUCUCAUGUCGACUUGGUGGCAACUGUGUCAGGGCCCUUUGACCCAAAAAGUGGGGGCAAUGUUUCUGGGGAUGCAAUAUUUCGUUGGCAAAGGGAUGUUGAUGAUCCAAAUACCUUUAUGGAUCUUUACAUGUCUAGCUCUGAACAGAUUUUGCGCAUGAGGUCAUGUGCUUACUACCCUAAGCAUGGGAUGGGGAUGUUUACUAUAUUGCCAUUGUUAUUAAAGAAAAGGACUUGUCCAGAGGAUUAUGGAGUUAUUGGCUUGAGAUAUGGUUCAGGACAGCUGUCAAUUGGGACCACAUUCACCCCUUUCUCAGCUUCUGCAGAAUUUCCAAACUGUGCAUGGGCUGUGGGAAGAGCUGGAAAAUUAACUGCUGGCAUCCAGUAUAAGCCACUGAUUGGGAGUACAAGUAGAGAAAAGCUUAACAACUUAAUAAACUGGAGUUGCGCUAUUGGUUAUGGACUAGGCUUAACCAGCCCCUUAAGCCCCUCCUUCAGUUUUGGCCUUGAACUUGUUAAAGGUUCACAGCUGAUAACGUCGUUCUAUCAACAUGCAGUGGUUCAAAGAAGGGUUAAGAAUCCUUUUGAAGAAGAUGAGGUAGUCGCCAUUACAAACUACAUAGAUUUUGGUUUUGAAUUGGCAACUAGGAUUCAAGAAGCCAAUGCACCAAACAAUACAGAGUCAACUUUUCAGAUGGCCGCAUCCUGGCAGGCAAAUAAAAACUUUCUGAUCAAGGGGAAGUUAGGCCCUCUUAGCUCUUCCAUAGCAUUAGCAUUCAAGUCUUGGUGGAAGCCAGCCUUCAGUUUCAGCAUUUCAGCUGUUAAAGACCGUGCUGCUGGUAAAACGUCCUUCGGUUUUGGAAUUCGAGUAGAAAACCUCAGGGAAGCCAGCUAUGAAAGAGCAGAUGCAAAUUAUGUGAUGCUGACACCAACCAAAGAGCACCUCGCUGGAGAUAUUAUUCAGGUGAUUGGCAAGCGACCAAUGCUGCAAUCAGAUAUUGCAGGUGGAAACUUUGACAAGUUGCCAAGAGAUUUGAGACCCAUUGGCAAAGUUUUGUGACCGACAGCAAAGAAAGCCAUGAAAUUGCUAAUAUUAUUUCAUUACUUGAUUUACUCAGUGAUUGCAAUAGUUGGAUUGAUA
Nymphaea colorata (pocket water lily) is the source of this 1619-nucleotide messenger RNA. RefSeq lists its product as uncharacterized. The coding region runs from base 270 to 1538 and encodes 422 amino acids. Lineage: Eukaryota; Viridiplantae; Streptophyta; Magnoliopsida; Nymphaeales; Nymphaeaceae. The record is from RefSeq and is a predicted model, not a curated record. The transcript is spliced from 14 exons.